This is a messenger RNA of Zophobas morio, 2736 nucleotides long. RefSeq names its product ATP-dependent RNA helicase DDX42. The record is from RefSeq and is a predicted model, not a curated record. NCBI's taxonomy places the organism in Eukaryota, Metazoa, Arthropoda, Insecta, Coleoptera, Tenebrionidae. Gene Ontology annotation, molecular function: RNA helicase activity; ATP binding; nucleic acid binding. The coding region runs from base 381 to 2555 and encodes 724 amino acids. The transcript is spliced from 4 exons.
GCGUUUCGGUAGAAAUACGAAGCGCGCUAGAUUUAAAUUGUGUUGAAUUUCAACUGAGAUAACUUUAAUUUUAUUAUUGCUUGACGAAUAUUUUACUACAGAAUUCUUUAUUUAUACGUUAAUUUCAAUAAUAAAUUUCAGACAAGUCUUUUUGCAGGUAUGACACUUUUAUGGCCCUGCUUUUGUGGUUGGCAGUCGUGUUUGGUAUGUGACAUAUGUCAUCUACUAUUUGUAAUCCAUGGAUUGUUUAUAUAAAGUUUAUAGUGUUUAAAUUUCAAUCGAGUGCACAAGAUCAUCAAUUAAUGUGGUUCCGCCACAAGUGAACCCAUUUCGUAGAAUUUAGUAUAGAUCUCUCUAACUUUGAUAACCUAACCUCAACUAUGAGUGGGUUUAAUUAUUCUGGUUUUCAAAUGAACCAAAAACGCCACAACGCUGUGCCCCCGCCGCCUCUAACCGGGGUGAGCAAGCAGGGGUACUCGACAAUGAACGCAAUUAGUCAAAAUGCUCUGUCGGCGGCAUGGGGCGGCAGUCGUAAACGCGCCGCCACAGAGGAUGAGUACUUUGAAGACGACGAUGAAGAAGCUGUACCUGAUUUGGCCUACAUACCGGCUCCUGGAAGUCCGACACGGGUGGAAGUGAAGAAAAAACAAGAAGUCGUGGCUGACGAAGACGACGACGAUCCGCUGGAUGCUUACAUGGCCGGAAUUGAACAACAAAUGCAGAAAGAGAAACAAGGGACUUCAUCUCAACCAAGCGGUAUUCGGAAUGAUCUCGAAGAAGAAGACGUCGAAGAAUCGUAUUAUCGCUACAUGGAAGAAAAUCCGAAUGCGGGACUAGCACCAGUGGAUGACGAAAACCCGGAUCUAGAGUAUGAUGAAGAUGGAAAUCCUAUUCCUCCAGAUAAGAAAAAAAUUAUUGAUCCUCUUCCACCAAUUGAUCAUUCAAUUAUUGAAUACAAACCAUUUGAGAAAGAAUUCUAUAGUGAACACCCGGAAAUCACAAAUUUAACGAACAAACAAGUCGCGGAGUUGCGCAAGACUUUUGAUAUUACAGUCUCUGGAACAAAUGCACCUAAACCGAUUUCGUCUUUUGCGCACUUUAAUUUUGAUGAGAAACUCUUGAAAACUAUUAUAAAAGCUGAAUAUACGUCUCCAACCCCAAUUCAAGCUCAAGCGGUACCGUGUGCCCUUCAAGGGCGCGACGUUUUAGGGAUUGCUCAAACCGGAAGCGGUAAAACUGCUGCGUUUCUAUGGCCUCUUUUGAUACACGUGUCUGCGCAACCCUCUGUCGUCACAGGAGAAGGACCGGCUGCUUUGAUCCUAGCCCCAACCAGAGAAUUAGCUAUACAAAUUUAUAACGAAGCAAAGAAGUUUGCCAGAGUUUAUGAUUUAACAGUAGUGUGUGCGUAUGGUGGAGGUUCUAAAUGGGAGCAAAGUCUUGCUUUGAAAGAAGGCGCUGACAUUGUGGUGGCUACGCCUGGUCGAAUAAUCGAUCAUGUUAAAGGGGGCGCCACAAACUUACAAAGGGUCACGUUCUUGGUGUUAGAUGAAGCUGACCGAAUGUUUGAAUUAGGGUUUGAGCCACAAGUUAGGUCCGUUUGCAAUCACGUGAGGCCUGACAGGCAAACACUACUAUUCAGUGCUACCUUUAGAAAAAGAAUCGAGAAAUUAGCAAAAGACGCUUUAAUUGACCCAGUACGGAUCUCACAAGGAAUUACUGGACAAGCUAAUGAAGAUGUUACUCAAAAAGUUUUGUUGAUGGAAAAUCAACAGUUGAAAAGAGACUGGUUAUUCAACAAUUUGGUUGAAUUGUUAUCCGCAGGAUCCAUUUUAGUAUUCGUCACAAAAAAAGUAGAUGCUGAGCAGCUCGCCAACGACUUAAAAGUAAAAGAAUUUGACUGUUUGCUCUUACAUGGAGAUAUAGAACAAGCCGAACGUAAUAAAGUUAUCACGGCUUUUAAAAAGAAGGAAUGUGGGUUGCUGGUGGCUACGGACGUCGCCGCGCGUGGUUUAGAUAUCCCCCAUAUUCGCACUGUAAUAAAUUAUGAUAUAGCUCGUGAUAUAGACACCCAUACCCAUCGAAUUGGACGAACUGGACGUGCUGGUCAGCAGGGUACAGCGUUUACUUUGAUAACACCAAGAGAUAAAGAAUUUGUGGGUCAUAUCGUGAAGAAUCUUGAAGCGGCACAUCAAGAUGUACCCCAGGAAGUGCUCGAUUUAGCACUACAGAGUUCUUGGUAUAGGAAACAAAGGUAUAAGAGUAAAGGUGGCAAUCCGAAUGUGGGCGGAGUUGGAUUGGGUUUCAAAGAAAAAGUCGGUGGUGGGGGUGGUGGAGGAGGAGGGGGAGGCGGAGCUCCAAGAGGUUUUGUUUCCGCCGAAUCACCAAGUCAGCCCAGUACACAGACAAGAGGACCUGCCACUGAUAGGUUAUCAGCAAUGAAGGCGGCGUUUAAAACCCAGUAUAUGAAUCAGUUUACGGCCAGUUCGGAACCGGCGUCACAGAUGCAUCAGCCGACGUCCGCACCUUCCACGCGGAAGAAGAGUAGGUGGCAGUGAAACAUCCAUGUGUAUAGUGUUUUAUUUACAGAUAUAUAUUGUAGUAGGUGUACAAUAUUUUUUCUUUUUUUGUUGUAAUUUUAUGAUGUAAUGUCCAGUUGAAAAAAAACCGUUUAUGCAUGAAGAUUACUUUGGAAUUGAUUUGUGUUGACUAGCCAAAAUAAAUCAUCUAAACCAGGAA